AUGUUGAAGCGGGCAGGGAUGUGUAAGCGGAUACGGUACUAUGAUAUUGGGUUCAAUCUUUCGGAUCCGAUGUAUCAAGGAGUGUACCGUGGAAAACGGUACCACAAGGCGGAUGUUGAGAGGAUUCUAGAACGAUGCAAGGAGAGUAGGGUAGAGCGGAUGUUAUUGACUGGGUCUUCGUUGGUGGAGGUUCGGCAGACGAUUGAUUUGGUGGAUCAAUACGAGUCGCUGGCCAAGGGAUUGGGUUUAGGGCUGUACUACACGAUUGGUGUGCAUCCGUGCUGUGUGAAUGAAUUUGUGACCGAAGAGAUGAUGACCUUGGCGGAGCCUAGCAACGACGAAGCGAUGAAUCAGGCAUUGGAUGUGAAGGACGUCGAGGUUACACGGACACGGCUUGUUGAGUUGUACCAGCUGAUGCGGGAGAGGCAAGAACAUGAUGGUAGGUUGCGGGCUAUUGGAGAGAUUGGUCUUGACUACGACCGUUUCUAUUACAGCGGGAAAAACAUGCAGUUGCUUUUCUUUAAGGAGCAGUUGAAGCUGAGCUGUAUGUUCCCUGAUAUCCCCUUGUUCUUGCACAUGAGAAACUGCCAUUCUGACUUCAUCGGGAUUCUUGGACAAUUCGUCGAGGGAUUUCCUGAUUCUGAAGAUAGAUUCCGGUUGAAGGAGCUAAUAUUGGACACUGAGCAUAAAGAUAGAAUGCUGGAUGCGAAUGGAUAUCCGUACUACAAGUUCAGUGACGUCAGGAAGUUUGUGGUGCAUUCGUUCACUGGUACACCCAAUGAAAUGGAGGAGUAUCUUGCUCUUUCGCCUAACUGUUACAUCGGCAUGAACGGUACAUCGCUGAAGCAUGAUUAUAACAUUGAUAGUGUAAGGCGCAUCCCAUUAGAUAGACUGCUUUUAGAAACGGAUGCGCCUUGGUGUGAGAUAAGGCGCACUCAUGAGUCUUAUCCGUAUCUUGUUCAGGGCGAGGGCGACAUGCCAUGGCUGAAGGAAGCAUAUCCGGAUCUCGACCAGUGGUAUGCCAGUGUAAAAAGAGAUAAAUUGGCGAAGCUGGAUGAAAGCAAAUGGGCACAUACAAUGGUGAAGUCGCGCAAUGAGCCUUGUACGAUGGGUCAAGUUGCUACUGUUAUAGCCAACAUUAAAAAUGUUCCGCUAGAUGAACUUUUAGAACAGGUGUGGCUCACAACUUGCAGUGUAUACGGAGACUGA
Messenger RNA from Eremothecium cymbalariae DBVPG#7215, 1209 nucleotides. Its product is annotated as 3'-5'-exodeoxyribonuclease. The transcript has a single exon. Gene Ontology annotation, molecular function: 3'-5'-DNA exonuclease activity. The record is from RefSeq and is a predicted model, not a curated record. Lineage: Eukaryota; Fungi; Ascomycota; Saccharomycetes; Saccharomycetales; Saccharomycetaceae. Gene Ontology annotation, cellular component: cytosol. Bases 1 to 1209 code for a protein of 402 amino acids.